This is a messenger RNA of Symbiodinium pilosum, 486 nucleotides long. The record is from the annotation of a GenBank genome assembly. Lineage: Eukaryota; Dinophyceae; Suessiales; Symbiodiniaceae.
GAGCUCUGGGUGUCUGAGCCCGAGAACGCGAAACAGUGGCUCGAUGCCCAGGAGCAGAAGACGUCGCAACAUCUGCCUACUUCACGGCAGGGACAGUUGAGUGGAGCUCUCUUACGGUAUGCCAGGCCUGAGCUGCAGGAGUACGCGUUUGUGGAGUCCUUCACGCCAGAAGGUUUGUCGCGCACAGGCUGGGGUUCUUGGACCGAGGGACUUUUUCCUCAGCUUCAAGAUGAAUGCUGGCGCCUUGGGGAUCGCCUGGUUGCGGCGGGUGCCAAGGCUGAAGAGGUAAGCAAGCUGGCCCCUGACCCAUCCGCAGCGGAUGGUGAUCGCAGAGCAGGAGAGGCGAGACCUCCUUCUUGCAGGGCCUGGUGGAGGACAAGUGAAAAGGAUGUCGAACUAUGGGACGUUUUGUUACCUUCGAUUUCCAGGCCGAGGCAAUCGCCAAUGGAGGACAGUGAGAUGUACCCUGCCGCCACACGUAGCUGA